Molecule: messenger RNA, 667 nt
Organism: Cynara cardunculus var. scolymus (artichoke)
Lineage: Eukaryota; Viridiplantae; Streptophyta; Magnoliopsida; Asterales; Asteraceae
Product: fruit protein pKIWI501-like
Exons: 2
Coding region: 52-507 (151 amino acids)
Source: RefSeq, a predicted model, not a curated record
CCAUCUCCAACACCAUCUUUCAUCUCUCACUUAUUCAUUCAUAUCUUUUCAAUGGCAACUGUUGAGGUUGAAUCAGCUGCAAACACUUUUCCGGAAAAGGUGGAGAACAUCCCGGAAGCACCAAAAGAAGUAGAGCCGGUGGUCGUUGCACCACCUGCAACGGAGGAGGCGACGGAAGAAGCCAUUGCCGACGAUCCACCAGCAGUGGAAGAGCCGGAAACCGUGGAGGCACCGGUGAAAUCGGAGACCAAAGUGGUGGAGGAGACUGAAACUGAGGUAGAAGAAGAACCAAAGACAGAGACGGCUCAAGAACAAGAAGAGGUGAAGAAGCCAGCUGAGGAGGAAACUCCGGUGGAGGUGACGGCUGAGGAAGUUCCGGAAAACACUCCGGCAAAGGUGGAAGAAGAGACUCCGGCGGCGGAGGAGGCCGAAAAGGCUGUGGAGGAAGAUGAGAAGCCGACGGCAGUAGAGGUGGUUGCCACCACUGAAGUUGCAGCACAGGAAUAGAGGGUGGUCCAAAAUCAAAAUUUCCAUUUUUAGCAUGGUCAAAGUUUGUGUAAAAGCCAAGUGGCAAGAUAUGAUUGGAUGAAAAGAAGUGGGCACCACUUUGGUUUUUUAUUUAAUUUCUAAAUAAUUUCAUAUAUGCUACUUGUUUCUUUAUUAAGCA